Molecule: messenger RNA, 372 nt
Organism: Cyclocybe aegerita
Lineage: Eukaryota; Fungi; Basidiomycota; Agaricomycetes; Agaricales; Hemipholiotaceae
Source: the annotation of a GenBank genome assembly
AUGUUCUCCAACCCGUACCUCCCACAUGUCCUGUAUGCCGUCGCGCUGACCUCGGUUUCUAUGAACCUCGUCAGCGCGCGGAAGGAGAUCGAGGACGAGCGCGCACGGAGGCAGGCCCAGAUCUCCAUCCUCCAGUCGAUCAAGGAGCAGCUGCAGAGCGAGAAGCCGCUUUCCAGGGAAGAGCUCGACCGCCUGAAGCGGCUGGCACGGCCGUCUGAGAAGGACAUCGCGCUGAGGGCGGGCCUGGUGGGGGAUGAUGUGACAUGGGGGGAUAUAUUCAGCGGGAAACCGCCGGUGUUGAGCAGGGAUGAGGAGGUUAGCAAGUGGGACCAGCAGGAGCUGGAUAAACUGAAGAAGGAGUUGGAGAAGUAG